CAUAGGUGGGAGAACUAUACAUGUACACAAUGCAUAACCGCAGAGCUUCACAGUUUAGUAGCCUAUAGGAAACAGUCCUCCUCACAUGAUUCAACAUUAGGGUGAUAUGCUAGAGCAGGUCAUGUGGAUCAAUACAUAAGUAAAACCAUGAAGACCAGCUGGUAUUUGAUUUGGAUAUUCAUUCUCACACUGAUGAUCAGCACUGCCCGUCAGGAGGUGAUGUACAUAAAGGGCUCAGAGGGGCAGUCAGUGGAUCUCUCCUGUACACCUGAGCAGACAGGUGGAGCCCCUGUCAGUCUCUACUUGACCCACAGGUGUGUCCGGCCUGAGAGGGAGGUGCUGUUCAUGGCCAAGGACCGGAGUCCCGGGACGGUGAGGGUUAACCGGCUGUACAAAGAUCGUCUGAAGGUCACAGGCGGAUUGAACUCUGACCUGCUCAACGUGACCAUAGCCCAUCUUCAGCGCACAGACACAGGCCUGUACAUCUGUGAGUUUGUCUACACAGCUGACCCCUCUGACCGAACAGUCUCUGGCAGUCUGGAAUUCUUCCUGUUUGUUGACGGGACAGAGAGUGUGUGUCAGUGCUCCAGCUACCCCCCACUGAUCUACACCAUCUCUGCAGCAGCUGGCCUGCUUCUCCUCGUCCUCAUCUGCCUGUGUGCAGUAGAGUGUGCUAAGCUGAGAAAAUGUCAUAAAACACAAGCCCCCAUCCCCAUCUAUGAGGAAAUGAACAGUGGGUGUCGAGGAGCUGGAAGUGCCCAAAAUAACCAUCCUGUGCCUACACACCUGGAGGAAACAGAGUCCCCUGUGUACGCCAACCCCCAGGCCAGACAAGCACAGGAGAACCACUACGCCAGCCCCCGGCAUAUCACUCUGAAGCCCUGAGCGAACCCCUAAUGUUUUUUAAAGGGGGAGUGGAUGGCAGAAAUAACAGUACCAGAGUUUCAGAUACAUGUUCUAACCCACUGUGACAGGUGGUGGGAAAGAGUUGGACUGUCAUCAUUGCUUUUUCAAGUGUGUGCAAGAUCGUAAACUAUUGGUCCCACCUCACCUCUCUUUUCUACAGUGUCAAGGAGUCACCCAACUAUGGUUGCCCAACAAACCCACCUACAGGAUGAGAAUGGAAAAGACUGAGAGCUAGUACAUAGGUCACUGUGCCUGUAUAGGUGUACUAGUGGUGCUACCCUCAGAACAGGAUCUAAUAGGGAAAACUCCAAUCUGCAAACUAAUUGACAAACACCAACAUCAAGAACUGACCACAACACUCUUUAACAGACCAGAAAAAAACUGCAAUUUUAUUAAUAGAUGAAAGAAGCUCCAUAGUUCAUGAAAACAUUGUUUUCGGUGCAUGUCAUUAAACAAUCACAUUCUAUGAGGAGAAAGAGAUACAUUGAGAAAAUAAAUCAUUACAAGCCACUGACUCUUCUUUAAAUCUCAGUACAGACAUUUUUCCUUAAUAUUUCAAAACCAAAAAAGGCAAAAAGCAGCCCUAACCCCAAAUCCCCGUCCCACCCAUCAUCCCAACAAAAACAAAAUAACUGAAUGAAACGACAGAACAUACAGAUGGGGUGACGGGCACAGUGCUAAAGAGUAAGACGCUCAUUGGUUUAGGAAUACACAGUAUAGUAAUGUAGCGCAAGGUCAAUCUGAAUACACAGCAUAGCCAUGUAGCGUGAUGUCAAUCUGAAUACACAGCAUAGCCAUGUAGCGUGAUGUCAAUCUGAAUACACAGCAUAGCCAUGUAGCGCGAUGUCAAUCUGAAUACACAGCAUAGCCAUGUAGCGCGAGGUCAAUCUGAAUACACAGCAUAGCCAUGUAGCGCGAUGUCAAUCUGAAUACACAGUAUAGCCAUGUAGCGCGAUGUCAAUCUGAAUACACAGCAUAGCCAUGUAGCGCAAUGUCAAUCUGAAUAAACAGCAUAGCCAUGUAGCGCGAUGUCAAUCUGAAUACACAGCAUAGCCAUGUAGCGCGAUGUCAAUCUGAAUACACAGCAUAGCCAUGUAGCGCGAUGUCAAUCUGAAUAAACAGCAUAGCCAUGUAGCGCGAUGUCAAUCUGAAUACACAGUAUAGCCAUGUAGCGCAAUGUCAAUCUGAAUAAACAGCAUAGCCAUGUAGCGCGAUGUCAAUCUGAAUACACAGCAUAGCCAUGUAGCGCGAUGUCAAUCUGAAUACACAGCAUAGCCAUGUAGCGCGAGGUCAAUCUGAAUACACAGUAUAGCCAUGUAGCGCGAUGUCAAUCUGAAUACACAGCAUAGCCAUGUAGCGCGAUGUCAAUCUGAAUACACAGCAUAGCCAUGUAGCGCGAGGUCAAUCUGAAUACACAGUAUAGCCAUGUAGCGCGAUGUCAAUCUGAAUACACAGCAUAGCCAUGUAGCGCGAUGUCAAUCUGAAUACACAGUAUAGCCAUGUAGCGCGAUGUCAAUCUGAAUACACAGCAUAGCCAUGUAGCGCAAUGUCAAUCUGAAUACACAGCAUAGCCAUGUAGCGCGAUGUCAAUCUGAAUACACAGCAUAGCCAUGUAGCGCGAUGUCAAUCUGAAUACACAGCAUAGCCAUGUAGCGCGAUGUCAAUCUGAAUACACAGCAUAGCCAUGUAGCGCGAUGACAAUCUGAAUACACAGCAUAGCCAUGUAGCGCGAUGUCAAUCUGAAUACACAGCAUAGCCAUGUAGCGCGAUGUCAAUCUGAAUACACAGCAUAGCCAUGUAGCGCGAUGUCAAUCUGAAUACACAGUAUAGCCAUGUAGCGCGAUGUCAAUCUGAAUACACAGUAUAGCCAUGUAGCGCGAUGUCAAUCUGAAUACACAGUAUAGCCAUGUAGCGCGAUGUCAAUCUGAAUUAAAGAAGCCGGAUGUUGGGGUCUUGGGGUGGGGGGGUAGGCCUACCAACCAAAUAAAAACAGUGGAUCCCAAAACCCCUGCAUAAAAUGUGCCUUGUACCCAUCAAAGCCCCCCGCCCCAAACUUGUGCAUAGAUCAUGAUCCUUUACAACCAGCUAGUUUUAAAAACAUCCUCCAAAUAAAUCGACUCCAAAUAAAUCGCCGUCAGUUCUUUUCCCUGUUCUUUAAUAUCCGACAUAAGAGAGAAUGACAGAGGAAAGAGAGUAAUGCACAAUGGUCCUUAUUCAGUCAGGACAGGACUUCUAAGAAAAUACAAUAAAGUUUCAAAACAUACAGAAUUUGCAUGUUCUUUCACGGUCAUUUUUUUAUAACAAUCAAAAUCAAAUGAUAAUUUUGUUUUUAAAUGUAAAGCAAUUUUAAUAAAAAUGUAUAUAAAGCACUCCAUUUUUUGUAAGUUCAUUUAAAGCCCAUUAUUUGGUUAAUAUGUACAGUGCCUUCAUAAAGUAUUCACAGCCUUCACUUUUUCCACAUUUUAUUGUUACUUAGUGGGAUUUUUUGGGCAAUGAUAUACACAAUUCUCUCAUUUCAAAGUGUAAGAAAAAAAUCUAAUAUUUGUGCAAAAUUCAUGAAAAAUAAAACACAAAUAUUUCUUGAUUAGAUAAGUAUUCAACCCCCUGAGUCAAUACAUGCUAGAAUCACAUUUCAGUCUGAGUAAGUCUCUUUCCACACCUGGAUUGUGCAACAUUUGUCCAUUAUUCUUUUUAGAAUCCUUCAAGCUCUGUCAAAUUGUUUGUUGAUCAAUGUUAGACAACCAUUUGUAGGUCUUGCCAUUCAAGCAGAUUUAAGUCAAAACUAACUCGGCCACUCUGGAACAUUCACGGUAUGCAACUCCAGCGUAGAUUUGGCCUCGUGUUUUAGGUUAUUGUCCUGCUGAAAGGUGAAUUCCUCUCCCAGUGUCUAGUCUAGUGGAAAGCAGACUGAACAAGGUUUUCCUAUAGGAUUUUAACAAUUACAAGCAUACCCAUAACAAGAUGCAGUGAUUGAAAAUAUGGAGGGACAAAAAGUUUAUUGCUUUGCCACAUUUUUUGAAGUAUUACUUUAGUGCCUUGUGGCGAACAGGAUACACGUUUCAGAAUAUUUUUUAUUCUAUACAGGCUUCCUUCUUUUCACCCUGUCAAUGAGGUUAGUAUUGUGAAGUAACUACAAUGUUAGUGAUCCAUCCUCAGUUUUCUCCUGGCAUAGCCAUUAUACGCUGUAAUUGUUUUAAUGUCUCCAUUGUCCUCAUGGUGAAAUCCCUGAGCAGUUUCCUUCCUCUCCGGCAACGCAGUUAGGAAGGACGCCUGUAUCUCUGUAGUGACUGGGUGCAUUGAGACACCAUCCAAAGUGUAAUUAAUAACCACCAUGCUCAAAGGGAUGUUCAAUGCCUGUUUUUUGUGUGUUUUUUUUACCAAUAGGUGGCCUUCUUUGCGAGGAAUUGGAAAACCUCCCUGGUCUUUAUGGUUGAAUCUGUUUGAAAUUCACUGCUGACUAAAGAUAAUUGUAUGUAUGGGGUACAAAGAUGAGGUCAUCAUUCAAAAAUCAUGUUAAACACUAUUACUGCACACAGAGUCCAUGCAACUUGUGUGACUUAAGCACAUUUUUACUCCUGAAUGUAUUUUGGCUUUCCAUAACAAAGGGGUUGAAUACUCAUUGAAUUUAGAAAUGUAGAAAAUCAUAAUUCCACUUUGACGUUAUGGGGUAUUGUGUGUAGGCCAGUGACCAAAAAAAUCUACAUUUAAUACAUUUUAAAUUCAGGCUAUAACAACAAAAUUUGGUAAAAGUCAAGGGGUGUGAAUACUUUCUGAAGGCACUGUAAACUGCUACGGAUUUAAAAACAAAGGAUCUUUUCUCUCUUUCUGAAAUUCAUAAGAUUUUCAGUGCUUCAUUUUUUUGAAUCUUUUUUUUUUCUUCGUACAUUAAAAUGGAGUGGAGUUGGAACUCUGGAACCCUGGCCUUCCUGAGACAAGAUCCACUUUAUGUGUGCAAGAUAGUGAGCAAUUAUGUUUUUUUUUUUACAAAGGAAAAAUGUAAUAAAAAUGCACAGGCUUUAGAUAGUCCAUGAAAUCAACAUAGAACAAAGAUGUCAAAGAUCAAAUAUAACAUGACAACACUGUUGGAUCCCAGAGUUCUGAAAGUAGCACAAUAUUAAAAUCUUCAUUCUGUAAAGUGUUUUUGUUAUUAUUUUUAAAAAUGGAAGUAUUUGUCCUUUUCUUUAGUUUUUCCAACAUUUUCAUACAGUUAAUUAAUUUUCCUAGAACUUCAGACAAACAACAAUGGUUGUAAACCGUCAGUGGCCUUGCAGAAAACAAGCAGACAUAACGCACGAGAUUUUAACAAAAAUGAAACUGAACAAAAGCUAACAAACCAAAAAGGUAGGCACCUCUGAAGUGAGCCUUGUAAUCAACCCUCCUUCUGAUGUCUUGUCCUUCGGUUUCUCCCUGAAUAGACAGGGAGAGCUACAAGUCUCUCUACCCAAACUCUAUGGCCACAGGUCUUCAAAAAUACUUUUUUUGUAACUUUUUUCAAUAUUAGUUUUUUUUUGUUGCUUUUGUAUACUUUUUAAGUUUAUAAUCUGAAAAAAAUGGUGCAAUACUUAUACUUAAUAAUCCAUAUUUUUUCUUGGAUUAUUCCACAAUGAAAGCCACUACAAGGUAUAUAAACAUAUUACAGAUUAAAAACACUUAUUUUCUUAAGUCCUUGAGUAAACAUUUACACGUGAAGUCGCCGUCUGCCCCCAGUAUUUUAUCUGGCGUUGUUCGAUUAGCUUGAGGGGAGGGCUGACACUCAGUGCAACGCUAGAGUCUAAUAACAAUAAACAUCACAAUAUACUUUGAUAAGCCAAAAAUAAAACAUAAAA
Molecule: messenger RNA, 5732 nt
Organism: Oncorhynchus mykiss (rainbow trout)
Lineage: Eukaryota; Metazoa; Chordata; Actinopteri; Salmoniformes; Salmonidae
Source: RefSeq, a predicted model, not a curated record